CAAUGCAUUAAAAUUAACUGCUGGCCCGGGAAUUAUGGCAUUACGAGGAUCACAUUGGGUUAAGCGUCGCAAACAGUUGAAUCCCUCAUUCAGGAACAAUGUCCUGAUGAGCUUCCUUCCGCUGUUCAACGAGGAGACGAAUAACCUGAUCUCUUUGCUGGACACUCUUGUGGGCCAGGGUGAACAGAAACUGUUGCCGGAGUUUAUAAACUGGUCGUUUACAACAGCGAUCCAAUCUACAAUGGGCAGCGAUGUGAAGGAGAAUCCAGGCAUCAAGAAUGGGACGGUACUCCAAACAUUUCAUAAUCUCCUGGAAGAUGCAAAUAUCUCAGUGAUACAUCUCUGGCGCCAGAACCGGAUCAUUGCAACACUCUUAGGCAUCCAACAGCGGAGAUCAAAAAUGCUGAAUUAUUUGAAUGCGUUUGCUCUAUCUAUAAUAGAGGAAAAGCUGCAGACAAAAAGCAAUGAGAGCACAGAAACUUUGGCGAGCAGGAAUACAAUUAUCAAUCGAGUUGUGGAGCUGAUAAAAAGCGGAGAGCUUUCCUACGCAGAUGCCAGAUGCGAGUGCCUUCUUAUCGUCGUUGCUGCCUUCGAGACAUCGGCCGUAACAGUCUUUAACACUCUUACUUUGUUGGCCAUGUUUCCCGAGUAUCAAGAUACAGCCUUUGAGGAGCUGAAAAAUGUCUUCCCUAAUGGAGCAGACUCUGAGGUCUCCCACGAUGACAUACAGAAACUGGUGUUCUUGGAUCGUGUGGUGAACGAGUCGAUGCGGCUGCUACCUCCAGUUCCUCUACUCCCACGGGAGACCUCAGCGGACUUGCAACUCUCAAAUGGUAUUCUGAUCCCCAAAGGUGUUACAGUUGCCAUUGACAUACUGAACGUUCAUCGCAACAAGAAUUUCUGGGGCCCGGAGGCAGAUACCUUCAAUCCCGACAACUUUCUUCCCAAAAACAUUCGGGAAAGGCAUCCCUACGCAUUCAUUCCGUUCAAUAAGGGCAAAAGAAAUUGUCUAGGCUGGAAAUAUGCGGAGCUCUCUACAAAGAUUGCCUUGGCCAAGAUACUGAGGAACUUUCGCGUGAGCACAAGCUUUCGUUAUGAGGAUAUCUCCUUCCUUGAAAAUAUUGUUCUGGAGUUCAGGGAAAAACCGCUUUUUCAAGUGCACAGGAGGUGA
Molecule: messenger RNA, 1171 nt
Organism: Drosophila guanche
Lineage: Eukaryota; Metazoa; Arthropoda; Insecta; Diptera; Drosophilidae
Product: probable cytochrome P450 313a3
Exons: 6
Coding region: 35-1171 (378 amino acids)
Molecular function (GO): heme binding; iron ion binding; monooxygenase activity
Source: RefSeq, a predicted model, not a curated record